ACUGGUGAUGGCCUGAUUGUCUUCGAUGCUCUCAACAAAGCUGCUGAGGCCGAGGGCAUCCUGAUCCCCUCUCUCUCGACACUUGGAUUCACUGCCAGCGACAUCAAACAUCUUGUCAUUACUCAUGAACAUUUUGAUCAUUAUGGAGGGGCCCGAUGGCUCCAAGACAACUUUUAUUUCUCCACAUACGCCUCGGCUACGGCUUGGAAAACUCUAUCGCAAUUUCAGGACGGACCGAUCAAGGACAAAACCAUCUCGGAUGGUGACCAACUGACGAUCGGCAACGUUACGUUCAAUUUCUUCGUGACACCGGGUCAUACGCCGGGCACUGUGUCGACAAUCUUUGAGGUAUCUGAUAACGGCGCAAAGCAUAUCGCUGGCUUCUAUGGCGGUGUUGGCAUUACAAGCAGUGCGUCAGCCAAAGACCGGCAAGUCGUGUCCUUGAACCGGUUCGCAGACCUGGCAAAGCAGGCGGGUGUGGAUACACUCAUUGCCAACCAC
This is a messenger RNA of Colletotrichum phormii, 501 nucleotides long. Its product is annotated as beta-lactamase-like protein. Lineage: Eukaryota; Fungi; Ascomycota; Sordariomycetes; Glomerellales; Glomerellaceae. The annotation marks the transcript as partial. The transcript has a single exon. The record is from RefSeq and is a predicted model, not a curated record.